AUGGCCGCCUCGCUGCCGCCGCUCGCGCCGCUGCCGCUGGAGCCCCCGCGGGUCCCCGAAAUGUUGGUGGGGGGCAGCAAAUUCAUCCGCUGGGACGAGGAGGUUGAGCUGUUGGACAUCACCGUGAUCCGAGACACCCGCACGGGCCGGUACGCCCGAGCACCCAAGGAUCCCAGGACUCGAGAGGUUCUGGGCUUUGGGGAGCCCGAGGGACCCCCCCAGGGGCGGCUGCUGACGGUGGUUCACGGCCCCGACAUGGUCGGCGUCGCCUUCCUCAACUUCCUGGCGGUGCAGGACGGCGUGGCCAAGGUUUGGGCCGAUGGUUUGUUCCGGUUGGCGACGAACAUUCAGCUGCGAAACCCCCCCCGAGACACCCAGCUGAGGAGAGCCCACACUCGCCUGAAGCUGCAGCUCAACCAGGACGGCCGGAUCCCGGUCAAAAACAUCCUGAAGAUGUUUCCAGCUGACAAGAAGCGAGUGGAGACAGCACUGGAGUCGUGUGGCCUCAGCUGCAACAGGGCCGAGAGCAUCCCCCCUGACGACUUUCCCCUCGACACCUUCCGCCGCUUCCUCAGCAAACUCUGUCUGCGCCCCGACCUCGACAAGAUCCUCAUGGAGAUAGGGGCCGCAGGGAAGCCUUACAUCAGCCUGGAGCAGCUGCUGGACUUUGUGAACGGGCGGCAGCGAGACCCCCGGCUCAACCCCCUGCUCAGCCCCCCCCUGAGCCCCCAGCAGGGGCUGCGCCUCGUGCAGCGCUACGAGCACAACGCUCACUUCCAGAGCAGGGGCCAGAUGUCAGCCGAAGGCUUCGGGCGCUUUCUGGAAGGGGAAGAGAACAGCAUCGUCCCCCCUGAGACCCUGCAGCUGCACCACGACAUGGGGCAGCCCCUGAGCAGCUACUUCAUCAGCUCCUCCCACAACACCUACCUCACUGCGGGGCAGCUGGCAGGAGCCUCCUCUGUGGAGAUGUACCGGCAGGUCCUGCUGAGCGGCUGCCGCUGCAUCGAGCUGGAUUGCUGGCAGGGUCGGCCCCCAGAGGAGGAACCUUUCAUCACCCACGGCUUCACCAUGACCACUGAGAUCCCCUUCAAGGAGGUGAUUGAGGCCAUCGCUGAAAGCGCCUUCAAGACGUCGCCGUACCCCGUCAUCCUCUCCUUUGAGAACCACGUGGACUCGGCCAAGCAACAGGCAAAAAUGGCUGAGUACUGUCGGAGCAUCUUUGGGGACGCUCUGCUCAUCGAGCCCCUGCCCAAGUACCCG
Colius striatus (speckled mousebird) is the source of this 1260-nucleotide messenger RNA. Its product is annotated as 1-phosphatidylinositol 4,5-bisphosphate phosphodiesterase beta-3-like. The transcript is spliced from 12 exons. Gene Ontology annotation, biological process: phosphatidylinositol-mediated signaling; lipid metabolic process. The annotation marks the transcript as partial. Gene Ontology annotation, molecular function: calmodulin binding; phosphatidylinositol-4,5-bisphosphate phospholipase C activity. The record is from RefSeq and is a predicted model, not a curated record. NCBI's taxonomy places the organism in Eukaryota, Metazoa, Chordata, Aves, Coliiformes, Coliidae.